GUAGACUUGUCCAUUUUUAAUCUUAUUCCCUUCAUGACUUUGUGAUAAUUGUAUUAAGGAUAAGUGUUAUCUAAACUUUCGUUAAAAAAAUGCCAUUACUUUACUAGAACAGCGGUAACGAGGGCGAUAUCAAAAGACGCCUGAUGAGACUUCGGAGCUCAAUUGGGACUGGUUCGGUACUGAAAGGGCAAGAAGCAUUUGAUUCUGUGAAUGUGGCAGAUGAGUCCCUAUGGGACGAAGCCGUCUGUACCUUGACAGGUUGUCAGCAUCCACAAUGCUGGGCAUCACUUCGACGGAUUGAGAGGGGCCAUCCUAGGAUCCUGGACACAUCCCCCAAAUCUCCCCAAGAGCCUGAAGAUAAACUCCCGACACUCACUGUUGUAAAUAUCAUGGAUACCUGCUUGUGGACCAAGAAGAGGGUGGUUCAGGGACAACCAUCAGAAUUUACCUUCCUCAAGGAUCGUUUUCCAUUGUCGAAACCAACUUCCAAACGUCAGAGCAGGUCUCCGAAGGCUUCACGUGAUAAAGAUGUGACUAGCCGUUCCCCUAGACCUCCCAAACUCUCAGUGUUGAAUUUGAAUGAAGCAGAACUUCCUUUCCCUGAAGAUUCCAGAAACAUGGUUGUGACCUGGGUUCCAGAAGGAGCAGAGAAGAAUAUAAGACCAGUUCGAAAGACUGCUGUUUCCGCCAGGCCUGAGAAGAAGAGGAGAAAGAAACUGGGAGAGAAAAGCAAGCCAUCUCUGUACCCUGGAAGGCAGUGCUCGAAGAGUCCAGCAGUGCUUGUCCCUCCCCCAUCUCCAGUACACUUCUUGGAUCAAUUAAGUUCCGAAAGCAUACCACUCUGGGCCCAAGUCGACAUGCUUCCCCAGGCUCUCCUGAAGGAGUGCAUCUUGGAACAUGAGAAAUCCUUGUCUUACCCUGAGGUGAAGAUAGAGUUGUCCAAGAUGAGAAAGAGUCUUCCACUGGAAAAAAGCCAACCUGAUAGUACUAUCUCAUCUAAGAUGUAUCUGACUAUCCAACGCCUCACCCUGCAAAAACCAUCACUGCGGUAUCCUGCUCGUCUGAGGAAGCUGCGCUACAGGAAGCGAGGCGAGGGCCUCGCUGGGCAUGGAUCUUCAGAUUCCUUGAUGCAGCAGGGGAAGGUGAAAACCUCUAAGAAACAGAAGAAAGCCAAGAGAAGUGUUUCCGACCAGUAUGGGGAAGAAUCCAUGUCAAGCCCUUUCUUCCAUGACCAAGUAGGACUCAGCAUGUCAGGACAGGAAGAUGAACAAAAGCUGUUGCAAGAGGAGGAAACACCCGCAGAGAGACAUGUUCCCUUAGAUGAGGUGUAUGAGUUUGGCAGCUACUACACAGACUACUACACCAGUCCAGAGGGUGCUGCCUUAUAUGAAACAAUUUACCAGGACCUUGAUGAAUACAAAGAGACUGAGGCGGGAGUUGAGGGUUCCAGCAAAGACAGCAGCCCCAAGAACCUUUCUAGAGUUGUGAACAGCAUGGGCUGGAACCCUGAGCUCAGAUUGCUGAGGAUUCUGCAGGCCACUGAGGAGGAAGACAAGGAAAGUCAUCAUUCCAAGGCACAGAGUGAGGCAUCUCUAGAAGCUUAGCUCAAGUCAUCACUUGGGGCAGCCUUAGCCAGAAGAGUUCUUGGUAUUCUGAGGACAACAACCUUAGACACAGGGAAGAAAAGAGAGAAUGUUGUUCUCUGGAUCCUCCAUCAGGACCAGGCCCUAGACACUCUGUAUUCUUCAUUUACUUUUUACCUCCAAAAUGAGUGAGAAAAAGCCCUAAUCCCAUGGAAUAUAGGCAGCUUUUCCACAAUUAAA
Grammomys surdaster is the source of this 1823-nucleotide messenger RNA. RefSeq names its product chromosome unknown C9orf43 homolog (gene CUNH9orf43). NCBI's taxonomy places the organism in Eukaryota, Metazoa, Chordata, Mammalia, Rodentia, Muridae. The record is from RefSeq and is a predicted model, not a curated record. The coding region runs from base 144 to 1604 and encodes 486 amino acids. The transcript is spliced from 14 exons.